GGGGCCUUUUUUACGUAUGGGAUAUGAAUCAGCCGAGGGCAUUUCCGACUGAGUUUUACUUCCUUGUUUCACAGUAGAGACACAAGGAAAUUUAAUAUAUUUACGACAGACCUUAGGCCUACUCAGGGUAAAACCAUUCCACGUACACGGGACAACAUCCAGAAGCAUUGUUUGCCCUACGUGUCUACUGAGCCGGCGCAUCGGGCUUUUUAAAGUUUAGUUUUCAAGAGUGGGUGACAGGUGGUGGUAACUGCGAAAUCCAUGGGAAACACCGCUAUGGAUCGUGUUCCUUGCUCGUGGUGUGGUGCCGCCGUCUUCGCUCUAUUGUUAGUUUCUCAUCGUCUGCAGUCAAGUUUCUGACCAGCAACGGCUUUGACGGUGUUGACCUAGAUUGGGAAUUUCCUAGUGGGAAGCAGAGGAAUAGCUAUGCAGCUUUCAUUCAGAUUUUCAACGCUGAUUUGAAGAAGGCAGGCCUCCUGCUGUCUGCUGCAUUACCAAAUAACCCGUACUCCUUUAAAGCGGGGUUUGACCCUGGGACCUUGACAAGGGAAAUGGACUUUAUGACUGUGAUGGCCUACGACUUUCAUUUGUACUUGGCUGGCAGGGACAACAGGACUGGCUACAACAGUCCCCUCUUCACACCUAAAGGAGAGUCGAAAUUUCUCUCAACUGUAUGCAUGGCGAGACAGCUUGGAGCUGCUGAAGUCUUUGACAAGGAAAAUGUUGCAUCCUACCUCUACACUAAAAACAAAGACUGGGUGGCCUUUGAUAGCCAAGAUACCGUGCUCGCAAAGGUAAACUUCAUGAAGAAACUGAAGCUCGCUGGAGUUGGAAUAUGGGCCCUCCACCUCGAUGAUGUCACAGGAGUCUGCAAGGCCGGCCCCCUCCCCUUGCUCAACGAAAUAAAAAAGGCGCUUCAAAACUACAGUAACAGCACACUGGCAGAUAGCUGGAAAUAAUAAAAGUAAAAAAGCUCAACUCCAUGACGGGGAGAUAUCAAAAGAGCCGCCAUCUUGAUGACGUCAAAGAAGAAACAAUAGUAACUUCGAUUGUCUCCUUUCUACUGUAAGCUGACAAAAAGCCUUUUUUUCAGUUUUGGAGUUACAUUUUUUAAAUUUGCUAAAUCGAAAGCCUGAUCAGUUACCCUACUUGUGUGAAAAAAAAUCAAUUUGAAACUGUGAAAAGUUUUUGAAUAAAUUAGAAUUCAAAUUUCAGAAGAACGCUGUGAAUAGGCUGACGAAAAGGCCUCGUUAUCUCGAAACUGCUGAGA
Molecule: messenger RNA, 1270 nt
Organism: Aplysia californica (California sea hare)
Lineage: Eukaryota; Metazoa; Mollusca; Gastropoda; Aplysiida; Aplysiidae
Product: chitotriosidase-1
Biological process (GO): carbohydrate metabolic process; chitin catabolic process
Cellular component (GO): extracellular region
Molecular function (GO): chitin binding; chitinase activity
Source: RefSeq, a predicted model, not a curated record